CUAGCUAUCCUCCGAAGCUUGGCCCCGGCCUCAGCGCCCAGGCGAGCCUGCCCACGGGCCUUUCUGUGUCCCGAUCGCCCUCGUCGUGCGCUUUGUUUUGGUUGGGGUGUUCAGCCGUCAGAUCCUGGUCUGUGAGUCCUUGUUUUUUAGGACCUGGGCCUUUCUUCUGGAUUAUGGCUCAGAGUUCAUUGGUGCCUAGCGAUACAAUAUACUCUCUUAAUAUUUGUUGAUGGGAUGGUUUUGUUCUUUUGACUACUGAUGAAAUGUCAGGUAAAGGCCAUGUCGCCUCCUGGAAAAGUUCCCCGGAAGGAGAACCUGGGGCUCCAGUGUGAGUGGGGGUCCUGCUCCUUUGUGUGCUCGGCCAUGGAGGAGUUUUUCGACCAUGUCACUCAGCACCUGCAGCAGCACAUGCAUGGCUCUAAGGAGGAAGAAGAGGAAGAGGACCCACUUGAGGAAGAGUUCUCCUGCUUGUGGCAGGAGUGUGGCUUUUGCUCUCUGGACAGUUCUGCUGACCUCAUCCGCCAUGUCUACUUCCACUGCUACCACACCAAGCUGAAACAGUGGGGGCUGCAAGCCUUACAGAGCCAAGCUGACCUCAGCCCCUGCAUCCUGGACUUCCAGAGCCGGAACGUCAUCCCCGACAUCCCUGACCAUUUCCUGUGCCUAUGGGAGCAUUGCGAGAGUGUCUUCGACAAUCCUGAGUGGUUCUAUCGGCACGUGGAUGCGCACAGCCUGUGCUGUGAAUACCAAGCGGUCAGCAAGGACAACCAUGUGGUGCUGUGUGGCUGGAAAGGCUGUACCUGUACCUUCAAGGACCGGUGUAAGCUUCGAGAACACCUCCGCAGCCACACCCAGGAGAAGGUGGUAGCCUGUCCCACCUGUGGGGGCAUGUUUGCCAACAAUACCAAGUUCUUAGAUCACAUCCGUCGCCAGACCUCAUUGGAUCAGCAGCGUUUCCAGUGCUCCCACUGUUCCAAGAGAUUUGCCACAGAGAGGCUCUUGCGUGACCACAUGCGGAACCAUGUGAAUCACUAUAAAUGUCCUUUGUGUGACAUGACCUGCCCACUGCCUUCUUCCCUCCGCAAUCACAUGCGCUUUCGACACAGUGAAGACCGGCCCUUUAAAUGUGACUGUUGUGACUACAGCUGUAAGAAUCUUAUUGACCUCCGGAAGCACCUGGACACCCACAGCAAGGAGUCAGCCUACAGGUGUGAGUUUGAGAACUGCACUUUCAGUGCACGGUCGCUCAGCUCCGUCAAGUCCCAUCACCGCAAAGUGCAUGAAGGAGACUCGGAGCCACGGUACAAAUGUCAUGUCUGUGACAAAUGCUUCACACGUGGCAACAACCUCACCGUGCACCUUCGCAAGAAGCACCAGUUCAAGUGGCCCUCAGGACACCCUCGUUUUCGGUACAAGGAGCAUGAGGACGGCUACAUGCGACUCCAGCUAGUUCGGUAUGAGAGUGUGGAGCUGACACAGCAGUUGCUGCAGCAGCUACAAGAAGGAUCAGACCCAGGAUUGGCACUGAAUGAGAGCAGCCUGCAGGGCAUUGUUCUAGAAACAGUGCUAGGGGGGCCAGGACCUGAGGAAGAGACGGAAGAGGAAGGUAGGGUUGUUGAGGGAACAGCCCUCUCAGCUUCUCAGGACAACCCCAGUUCUGCCAUACAUAUGGUCAGUCAGACAGACACUCAAGGCCAGCAAGACGUUGUCUACUAUGUACUGUCUGAAGCCCCAGGAAAGCCCCCGCCAGUCUCCGAAACACCCUCAAGAGAGAUGGAAAAGCUUCAAGGAGUACCUGAGGACCCAGAGGUCCAGAUGGGCUGAGGCUGCAGAGCCUGACGGUCCUACUCCAGAUCUUGGAGUUUGUGCCAGGCAGGAAGCAGUGUCCCAGUAGGCGGCCUUUGUUCUUGGAUGACUUUAGAAGUGGUGCUGAGAACAGUGUGUUUCCCUAUGACUCAGGAGGCAUCAUUCUGUAGACUCUGGGGAGUUGGAUCCAUUGAGGAAGCCCUACAUUUAUGUUCUCAUCGGAGGAGCUGUUCCCAGGUUUAAGCAUACUCCCUUGGCAUGCUAGACAGUAAAUAUCUAGUCUACAUCCAUUCCAGUCUCCAGUGGUCCAUCAAUCCAUCCAUCCAGGGAUGAAUGACUGACUGUUCCUUACGACAGCCAUUUCCUCACUGUAAGUUAAGCAUUGAGAACCAGGUGCCAUUUAUCUCAAGGUUUCCUUUUACAUUCCAGGGACACUUGUUAUCUUCAGGGACAGAAUUAAAGAUACUUCGUGUGUGUGACAGUUGUCUUAUUGGGAAUAAAAGAAACACUUGGGCUGUUA
Molecule: messenger RNA, 2326 nt
Organism: Arvicanthis niloticus (Nile rat)
Lineage: Eukaryota; Metazoa; Chordata; Mammalia; Rodentia; Muridae
Source: RefSeq, a predicted model, not a curated record